AAGUGAUCCUCCUGUGACGGGUCACGGUGCAAGGGCCAAUCAGAGGACCUGGCUGGAAGAGGCAAGUGACUGAUCAGGAGUCCCUGUGGCCCGAUGCGGAUUAGGCGUAUCGCCAACUGGGACUUAUCCGGUUUGGGACAGUCGAUACCUGAGGCUGGCGGUGAUAGCGAUACGCCAGACUUGAUUGUGACUGUGCCGGCAGGCGGUAAGACAACCAACGGCGCAGCUUUGUUUGGAUGGUUUGUGGUUGGGGAGGUGCCAGCCAACUGCAAUGUAACCUCAUUUGGAUUAGUGGGAUGGCGUUAUUCACAGUUUUCCCCUCAAUGAAUGUUGAUUAGUUUGAUUUCUUGGUUAGUGUUGGAAAGAGGGGGAAUAAUAUGUAAAUGAGAGGGGGAAGAGGGGUGGGUAAGCGUGAAAUAGUAUUACUGUGGAAGAGGAUAGAGAGAAAGAAGAA
Messenger RNA from Aspergillus welwitschiae, 454 nucleotides. RefSeq lists its product as uncharacterized. Lineage: Eukaryota; Fungi; Ascomycota; Eurotiomycetes; Eurotiales; Aspergillaceae. The transcript has a single exon. The coding region runs from base 94 to 327 and encodes 77 amino acids. The record is from RefSeq and is a predicted model, not a curated record.